UAAAUAUUGAGCUGUUUCUGACCCACACCAAUCAUAUCGCUUCAGAAUUUAUGGAUUUAACCACUGGAGUCUUAUACUUUUAUGCGGACUUUAUGUGAUCUGUGGAUCACAAAAUGAGAAAGUCAAACACAUCUGGGAUGGCAUGAGGGUGAGUAAAUGACUUACCAAAGCAGCUUUGUGUUGGUUAUGCCAGUUGAUACACCCAACACUUUCCCAAAGCUGAAGUCUUCACGGUUGUGCAUUGCUCGUUGAGUGCGGAUUGUAAACACACGGGCAAUGGCUGCUGAGAGGGGCGGAGGCGACAACAACAUUAACGACGAAAUGGGGAACCAGCUACAACUCCUGCCAGAAAAUGAAGCGGAAGAAGAGGAUGACAUGGAAACAGAGGAUCGAGAUGGUGAGGCUGCAGAAAAGCCAAGUAUUAUAAACUUUGACACAAGUCUGCCAACGUCACAUGCUUAUCUGGGCUCAGACAUGGAGGAGUUUCACGGCCGCACUCUGCAUGAUGAAGACAGUGUGCAGAAUCUGCCCGUUCUUCCCCAUGUUGCUCUUAUACUGAUCCCAGGUCAGACUCUGCCUUUGCAACUUUUCCGGCCACAGGAGGUCAGCAUGUUCCGCACCCUCAUAAGCCAAGAUCGCACAUUUGCAGUACUUGCACACAGUCCUGAUGUGAGUGGAGGAGAGAUAAAGGCAGAAUUUGGGACAACUGCAGAGAUUUAUGCAUUUCGCGAGGAACAGGAGUACGGCAUAGAGACAGUAAAGAUCAAAGCUGUUGGACGGCAACGCUUCAGAGUGCACGAUAUACGUACACAAGCAGAUGGGAUUCGCCAGGCAAAAGUACAAAUUUUAACUGAGAGGAUUCUGCCAGACCCUUUAUGUGGACUGCAAUUCCUGCAACGCGUGCACACACACAUGCCACAGACCAGACAAUCACAAACAACACCACCACAGGUCAGGUGCAGCCAGACCGAUAGACAGAAGAAGCUCCAUUGUGCUAGUAUGACCACAUGGCCUCCCUGGGUGUAUGCCCUUUAUGACUCUAAAACUCUUAUGAGCAGAGUAAAGAAACAACUCCACGAAUGGGAUGAAAACCUCAAAGAUGAGUCCCUGCCUACAAAUCCCACAGAUUUCUCAUACAGGGUGGCUGCAUGUCUGCCAAUAGAUGAUGCUUUAAGAUUGCAGCUACUGAAGAUCGGUAGUGCCAUUCAGAGACUUCGCUGUGAGUUGGACAUCAUGGACAGGUGCACCUCUCUGUGCUGCAAACAGUGUCAGGAUACAGAGAUAACCAGCAAGAAUGAGAUCUUCAGUCUUUCUCUGUAUGGGCCAAUGGCAGCAUAUGUGAAUCCACAUGGAUAUGUUCAUGAGACACUUACGGUCUACAAAGCCAACAAUCUCAACCUGAUCGGACGACCUUCCACACUGCAUAGUUGGUUUCCAGGGUAUGCAUGGACAAUUGCUCAGUGCAGAACCUGUGGUUCUCAUAUGGGCUGGAAGUUCUCAGCAGUAAAGAAGGAUCUGAGUCCGCCUCGUUUCUGGGGAUUAACUCGUUCUGCCCUGCUACCAACAAUCCCACAAAGUGACAAGGGUGUUGAAGGGUCACGCUUGCUGUGUCUGUGACCUUUUAACCAUACUGCCCACAAGCACAAGUAUAUAUGCUCCCAUGGGGGUUUGUUCUAUCACCCCCAAUAACAUGCGACUCCAAAACCUCCCCCAGAGAGAGAGAGAGAGAGCGAGAGAGAGCGAGAGCAAGUGUGAAUUAUAUGUGCAAAUGUAUGCAUGAAAAGGGAGAGGAAGGAAAAGGAGACAGGGAAGCGUAAUACACUGGAAGAGAAAGAAUGACAGUACUCAAGUUGUUGCCUUCCCACACUUUGUGCUGUGUAAAUUACAGCCUGAUACAUGCAAUAUCAUACGAGGUGAGCUGUUUAUGAAAUUAUGGUCUGUUAUAAUGUACUUAUGUACAGUCUGAGCACAUUUCCACUCAUCGUCACUGCCUAGAACAGUUAUUGAUUCUCUUUGAGCAUCUAGCGGACUAGACAGUAGGUCAUACAAUGACAUGAAAUAAUGUGUCUACAAAAAUAAUUUGAGUCUUUUCAUGCACACUUUUAGUGACGUGAUCAGUCUGAACUUGUUGAAUACCUCAAACUAUCAAAUGCCCUUGCAUGUCUGUAGUUCAUGCAAAAUAGUUUACAAAAUUGAAACUGCUUGAAUUAAGUCAUUCCCCAGAUGUGAUGGGUCAUCUGCUGGUGCAGACUUC
Molecule: messenger RNA, 2254 nt
Organism: Myxocyprinus asiaticus (Chinese sucker)
Lineage: Eukaryota; Metazoa; Chordata; Actinopteri; Cypriniformes; Catostomidae
Product: protein cereblon
Exons: 14
Coding region: 277-1617 (446 amino acids)
Biological process (GO): protein ubiquitination
Cellular component (GO): Cul4A-RING E3 ubiquitin ligase complex
Source: RefSeq, a predicted model, not a curated record